This is a messenger RNA of Sardina pilchardus (European sardine), 1852 nucleotides long. Its product is annotated as L-amino-acid oxidase-like. The coding region runs from base 150 to 1676 and encodes 508 amino acids. The record is from RefSeq and is a predicted model, not a curated record. Lineage: Eukaryota; Metazoa; Chordata; Actinopteri; Clupeiformes; Clupeidae. Gene Ontology annotation, biological process: amino acid catabolic process. Gene Ontology annotation, molecular function: L-amino-acid oxidase activity. The transcript has 8 exons.
CGAGAGUAAGCUAGGGUAUAAAUUGACGCGUACGUAUUUGAACUGUAGUAGCCUAUUACUGAGAGAGACGAAGCAAACGAAAGCCUUCACAAACGUUUCUAUUUCCCAAAAACUCACGCUCUGAGGGAAAAGUUGCCUACUUGCCUACGAUGCUUCAAAGCUGGAGACUUCGUCGAUAUGUUGCUCUGAUCACCCUUCUGAGCAUUGGUGAUGCUAAGGAGGAUCCUCUCUUCCACUGUCUGCAUGACCCUGAUUAUGAGGAACUUCUGGCCAUUAUAAAUCAUGGCCUGCCUCCUCCUCAGAGGCCUCUGCAUGUGGCUGUAAUUGGGGCAGGCAUGGCUGGACUGACUGCAGCAAAGGUUUUGGAGGAUGCUGGACAUAAGGUGACAAUCAUUGAGGCUAGUCCUCGAAUAGGUGGCCGAGUGGAGACCUACAGGAAUGAGAGUGAGGGCUGGUACGCUGAAAUGGGAGCCAUGCGGAUCCCAAGUAUGCACAGAAUCCUACUAGCACUUGUUAACAAAUUUGGCCUUCGGCUGAGUCCAUUUAUUGAAGAGAACAUCAACACAUUUUACUAUGUCAAUGGAUUGCUUGAAAGAACCUACAAAGUGCAGCACAACCCAAAUGUGCUACAGUAUCAUGUAUCUGAGAGUGAAUGCGGGAAAUCAGCUGAACAACUUUUCAAUCAAGCAAUUGACAAGAUUAGGGAGGAAGUUAAAAGAGCUGGUUGCAAAAAAACAAUGCAGAAAUACGACUCUUUUUCUGUAAAGGAAUACCUGGUGAAAGAGACUAACCUGAGCAGUGAGGCUCUGCGCAUGAUUGGAGACAUCCUGAAUGAGAACAGCUUUUUCUAUACGUCGAUGGUAGAGGCACUGUAUCUGCAGUCUGAUAUACAGGACAAGAUUGUGUAUAAGGAAUUUGUGGGUGGUUCUGACACCCUCCCCAAUGCAUUUUAUGAGGCUCUCCAUUGCCCAAUUCUUCUAAACUCGAAGGUCAAGCGCAUAACCCAAUCACCAAGAGGUGUCACUGUCUACUAUCAAGACUCACGCCAGCCCUCCUCUCUGUCCCAUGUCACUGCUGAUUAUGCCCUUGUCACUGCAACAGCUAAAGCCACUCUGUUCAUCGAGUUUGAGCCGCGGUUGUCGGACAUUAAGAUGGAGGCGCUGCGCUCCGUACACUACUCCAGCUCCACCAAGGUGGUGCUCAGCUUCGACGACAAAUUCUGGGAACAUGACGGAAUCAGAGGCGGAAGGUCCAUAACAGACCGGCCGGCGCGGUUCAUCUACUACCCGAGCCACGGCUUCUCUGGUAAAGGAGGGGCACUGCUGGCAUCCUACACCUUCUCCGACGAUGCCAGUCUCCUAGACGGGAUCGGGGAUGACGAACUGAUGCGGCUGAUGCUCGACGACCUGGUGAAGAUUCACGGGGAGGGCAUCCGGAGCCACUGGACGGGGGGUGUGGUGAAAAAGUGGGGUCUGGACCCGUACAGCCUGGGGGCCUUUGCCAUCUUCACGCCCUACCAGAAGACGGACUACGCCUCCGCGCUGUUCCAGAGAGAGAAAAGGAUUCACUUUGCAGGCGAGCACACAGCUCUGCCCCACGGGUGGAUAGAGACCUCGAUGAAGUCUGCCCUUAGAGCUGCUAGAAACAUCAACAUGCUGGCUGUUAAAGGAACAUGAUCCUCACACAAAUCUAUACGGCACUGCAGGGUCCUUCAGUGGUGCUAGGUCAGAAGUCUUGCUGGUAUUACCUGUGGUGGUGCAGUUUAGCAAGUUUUGUUCAUUUAUUGAAACUUUAAAGGGAUAAUCCGGAGUGAAAUGCACUUUAGAUCAAUUUUUCGGACUAUUGGGAGUAC